UGCCAAACAAUACUAAGCGAAAUAGUAAAACCAACUAAAUUUGCACAUUUAUUGAGAAAUCUAAGGAAAUAAUAUAAUAUAUGUCGUAUGUAGUAAUCAUUUUGAUAAUGUGAUAAUAAGUAUACCCAUGGCUUCCAGUGUUCAAGACUCGCCUGUCCAGCAGACAUUUGUGGAGGAGAUAGAUUACAAUGAAAUACGAGAAUUAUCGGUUGUCGGAAAAGGCGCUUUUGGAGUGGUGUGGAAGGGUUUAUGGAGGGGCACUUAUGUGGCAGUAAAGCACAUCAAUUCUGAGGCUGAAAGGCGUGAAUUCGCGAUUGAAGUGCGUCAGUUAUCGCGCGUGUCGCACCCGAAUAUAGUGAGACUGUAUGGAGCAUGUACACAGGGUCCCCACGUAUGUCUUGUGAUGGAGUAUGCUGAAGGUGGCUCUCUGUAUAAUGUUCUUCACAAUCAUCCCAAGCCUAAAUACACCGCAGCUCAUGCUAUGAGUUGGGCCCGUCAGUGUGCUGAGGGAGUAGCUUAUCUACAUGCAAUGCAUCCAAAGCCGUUAAUACACAGAGACCUAAAACCUCCAAACCUGUUGCUAGUGGGCUUUGGACAGCGGCUGAAAAUAUGUGACUUUGGCACAGCAGCUGAUAAGGCUACAUACAUGACAAAUAAUAAGGGCAGCGCUGCAUGGAUGGCGCCAGAAGUGUUUGAAGGAUCAUCGUAUACAGAAAAGUGUGACGUGUUCUCAUGGGGCAUCAUCCUGUGGGAGGUGCUGUCGAGGCGAAAGCCCUUCGAGGAAGGCGGCUCGGCGUUUAGAAUAAUGUGGGCUGUGCAUACAGGUCAAAGGCCAAACUUAAUAGAAGGCUGUCCGGAACCUAUAGAGAAAUUGAUGACGCAAUGUUGGCACAAGGUACCCGCGGAGAGACCGAGCAUGACCGAGGUGGUAGAAAAAAUGACAGCUCUGUGCGAGUUCUUUCCGGGCGCCGACACGCCGAUCGACUACAGCGACUGCGAGGAGCGCGAGUACAGCGAGAGCCUGGACGGCGACUACGCGGCGUACGACACGCGCGAGGGCCUGGACACCGACCCCGAGUUCGGCACCGAGCGAAGCGCGCGGCACGACCCCGAACCGCGCCCGCGCAGCUUCGUCGAAACACAAGUCAGUAAACUGCAGACCCUCAUGGCGGCCGAGGCUCACCCCAAAACGGCAGCGCUGCCCAGAGACGAGCCCGAUCUGCACAAUAGAAUAGGCCCCGUGCGCAUACCGCAGACGUUCAAAAAGCCCGACCGCUACGCGGACGCCGGCCGGUCCCCGGUCACCAUAAACCGGACGUCCAGCUCCCCGGUGCCUUCGGAGAGGGCCUAUAUGCCCGGCGAAGGCGGCACCCCCCAGGACAGUCUACGCGUUGUCAGGAGCCCGGUAGUGUUCAGUGAGAGCUCCUCCCCUAGAAGACUAUCACCGAUAGUUAAUUACAAUAUCGGCAACAUGAACCCGAGACAUAUAGACAUAGAGCAGUACUGGAACAGAGAGAACGACAAACUGUCCCCGGCCAGGAGCCCUUCCGUGCUAAGUAGUUCCAAUUCGGUUAGGAAAGAGGAUUACAAUCAGAACUAUUGUGAUAGAUUGAGCGCUGGCAACAGCCCCAUGACACCGUUGAAAGAAUACAACGGGAACAUACCGCAGAGAUUGCCAUUGGACCCAAAGUACAGGACGCCGUUAUCGAUCGAAGUCGAUCCUAACUCAUGGGAUCUCCCAGAUGUGAAUUUCGACGACGAUUUAUUAGAGAUCAAAAACACUGCCGGAUUCGAUAAAUUCUUCGCGCAUGGCAACAGUAGCGGCUCGACAGGCGCAGAAGGCGCAGCGCCGCCGCCGGCCGUGCCGGACCCGGACCUAGACUCGAUCCACAUGAUGCUUGACCCGCACCUGCGGCCCAUCUCGCCUGACCUUAACAACGAUGAAUCGAAACGUAUCUUUGAGGAGCACAAGCAGCUUGCACAGGAGUACCUCAAGAUACAAACCGAGCUAGCAUACCUUAGUAAGCACAAGUCGGAGCUGGAGGAGCAAAUGGACGACGAGGAGUUACGGCAGAAGAGAGAAAUCAUACAACUCGAAAAUGAGAAGGACUCGCUAAUUAAACUUUACUGUAGCCUGAAGAAGCAGCAAGCGCGUGCGGAGAGCGACACGUGGUGCUUGCUGCCCGAGGACAUGCCCCACGAGUGACGUGCGCCCGCGCACGAAACAGGGACCACUCUGUGACGUCAUCGCGCGACCACAACAUUACUACUCCAUUGUGGCAAAAGUAGCUAAGUCGAGUGUCCGCUAUCUUAUAUACAA
Molecule: messenger RNA, 2320 nt
Organism: Hyposmocoma kahamanoa
Lineage: Eukaryota; Metazoa; Arthropoda; Insecta; Lepidoptera; Cosmopterigidae
Gene: Tak1
Product: mitogen-activated protein kinase kinase kinase 7-like
Exons: 10
Coding region: 128-2206 (692 amino acids)
Biological process (GO): protein phosphorylation; positive regulation of canonical NF-kappaB signal transduction; JNK cascade
Molecular function (GO): MAP kinase kinase kinase activity; magnesium ion binding; ATP binding
Source: RefSeq, a predicted model, not a curated record